CCUCACUCUCUUAAAACUUUCGUAGUUAAACGAUACUAAAAAAAGCGACGUACUUAAUGAAAGGAUACGCAUGUACCCUCUCCAUAUUUUAAAAUUUAAAUAAGCUAAAACAAACUUGAUAAAAGUUAAUUGGGCAAGUUAACCAGAUUAACUUGAAAUUUGUGUCAUUCAACGUUUACUUUUUUUGAGAAGUCAAAUUUUUUAAUAAUAAUUAGAAGUCUGUAAGGUUAAUACUUCAGUAGAACUGAAUCUACGAUGGAUAUUCAGCCAGAGAAAAACUGCGAACAUCUCAAAUGCCCUAAAACGCUGAAAACAAAAAUCAGAUGCGAUCCCGAUGCGAAAGCGAAAUGCCAGAUUUGCGGACAAAUUUUAAAAACUUCUAGAAUAUUACGCACUCACAUGGCGAGGAUGCACACCAACCGAGAGCGACCCAGGUGUCCCACGUGUCAUCGCGUGUUCUUUGAUUCUGCCAACUUACGGGGACAUAUUAAAGCCGUCCACAGCACUUCCGAACGACCUCGUAUCCCAUGUACGUUUCCCCAUUGUGAGAAAAGCUAUCUACGCAAGAACGAUCUUGCGAGACACGUACAGAUUGAACAUUCCCAAAUUCCGAUCCGAUUUCGGUGCGCACUUUGCGAAAAAGAGUUUAAAACUAGGGCAAAACUUGAGAGACACAUUCUCACCCAUACAACAGAGAAACCCUGCAAGUGUACCACCUGCGGGAAGAGUUUCGCCUGCAUGACGGCCAUAAAAGUUCAUGAGAUGUCACAUUUGGAAAAAUCUGCUCGUCCAAGGUUACAGUGUCGCAUCUGUCCUCAGACCUUCUUAAGUAGUCGUGGCCUACAACACCACAUCCGAGUUGUGCAUGAAAAUCAGAGGAACUAUCUGUGCAGAUUUUGUGACAAGAAAUUUUCCACCUCACAAAACUUGAGGGGUCACGUGGAGGCGAGACACCUCACGGAUAAGGUUUGGAUUCACUCCUGCGACAAAUGUGAGUACAAAAGUCACUCGAAAGUCUAUCUAGGUCAACACCUGAGACGUCACAAUGCUACGAAGAGACACGAGUGUUACUUUUGCAAGAAGCAGUUUGUCAUGUUCCCAGAAUUGGUCAUCCACUGCAGUCGAGUUCAUUGUCUCGAGAAGUAAAAAGAGUAAAUUUGGGUUUCAUAACUACUUUUUUUAUUUAUUUUUAAAUUAAUCCCAUUCUGACAUUGGCGGCGAUAGGCGAAAUCCACCAAUCUGUUGUUUUGAGUCAGAAUUGUUAACAAUAAUUUAGUUAUUAAUAAAGAAUUGAGGCAUUUCACCUGUCGGAAAUUUGUACAUAAAUAUUUUAACCGUUUCCAAAAUUGUAACAAAAUAAAAGCAUAUUGAUUAAAGACAUAAUAAACCGUAGUAACG
Folsomia candida is the source of this 1398-nucleotide messenger RNA. RefSeq names its product zinc finger protein 525-like. Lineage: Eukaryota; Metazoa; Arthropoda; Collembola; Entomobryomorpha; Isotomidae. Gene Ontology annotation, cellular component: nucleus. Gene Ontology annotation, molecular function: DNA-binding transcription activator activity, RNA polymerase II-specific; RNA polymerase II cis-regulatory region sequence-specific DNA binding. Bases 256 to 1146 code for a protein of 296 amino acids. Gene Ontology annotation, biological process: regulation of transcription by RNA polymerase II. The transcript is spliced from 3 exons. The record is from RefSeq and is a predicted model, not a curated record.